This is a messenger RNA of Diprion similis, 1422 nucleotides long. RefSeq names its product homeobox protein OTX2-B-like. The record is from RefSeq and is a predicted model, not a curated record. Gene Ontology annotation, cellular component: nucleus. The transcript is spliced from 3 exons. Gene Ontology annotation, biological process: regulation of transcription by RNA polymerase II. Lineage: Eukaryota; Metazoa; Arthropoda; Insecta; Hymenoptera; Diprionidae. Gene Ontology annotation, molecular function: RNA polymerase II cis-regulatory region sequence-specific DNA binding; DNA-binding transcription factor activity, RNA polymerase II-specific. Bases 221 to 1279 code for a protein of 352 amino acids.
UUGCGGGCCAGGACCUCUUUGUUACUGUGAAGAGAACUUGGACCGGAGAUUCGGUAACUGCUGCGUCAAGGACCGCGGCAGCGGGUCGUGGCAGAGCGACUCGCGCAAGGAGAUCGGCAUCGAACGGAACGAGGAGCCGCAGAUCAGAAGCUGCAACGAGGAACGGCUCGACAGGGGAGCCGCAGCGGUGGCGGGGGACCUGGCGUGCCUCGCGGGCUACAUGGCGGGCUACCUGAAGGCGGCGGGGGCGACUUGCGGCCCCACCGGAAGCCCCCAGUAUCACCCCCACGGCCACCCCGGCAUGGCCGGUCACCCACACCCAGGCGCUCCCCACCCCUUCGCCCUCGCCCCUCACCCACACCCUCACCCUCUGGACCACGGGCUCGCCGCGGCCUUUCCUCAAGGUAUGAACCAGCGCAAGCAGCGUCGGGAAAGGACAACGUUCACUAGAGCACAGCUUGACGUUUUGGAAGGCUUGUUCUCCAAGACGAGAUAUCCGGACAUAUUUAUGCGCGAAGAAGUCGCUCUCAAGAUCAACCUUCCAGAGUCCAGAGUACAGGUGUGGUUCAAGAACCGUAGAGCAAAGUGCAGGCAGCAGCUGCAACAGCAACAGCAAACAUCGCCGCCGAAGGGUUCGCCGAGAAAUCCGCAGCAGUCAGCCGCGUCGCAGAACGCUGGUAGCAAGCUGUCGUCUUCAGCGUCGGCGUCGAGUCGCCGAUCGUCGCCAGGGUCGCCACCCCGCGGCAAAGAGCCACCAGCCUCGAAUUCCCCGCUGCUUACAAACACUUCGUCGUAUCCAAGGCUGGGGGCGACACCGACGGGAGGCAGCGGCGCCAGCAGCGCCCUCACGACACCAUCGCCUCCGUUGACGCCCGGCUCCAGCCAGCUACCACCGUCCUCCUACCCGCCACCGAUGAACCAAAUCCACCACGGAGACUACGGCUUCCCCUGGAGCUCCGCGUCGCCGGGGUCCGUCAACCCAGGACAGUGCUACGCUGGGCAGACGGCCUACAACGGUUACCAGAACACCUACGUGCCCUCGGAGUACUACCACCAGACCCAGAUAUCCCAGAUAUCGCAGAUGCACCACAGUCCGCAGUCCAAUUUCCACCACCACCCCCAGUACCACCACAACAUGUCGCUGGCCUCGGGGCCCAUGUCCCACAUCGGGGGUGCAGGGGCCCACCUGAACCCAGUCCCAGGUGGCACCGAACUCCACGGCAUACCGACGUCCUCCGACUACAUUUUACCGGACCAAAAGUACCAGGCAAUGGUUUAGCCCCGCGCCGAUCGCCAGUCCAGCCUCUUUUACGACACGCACCGCAAUCGUACGGCUCCUGAUGCUAACUGCGACCAUGCUUCUAGGAUUAAUUACACCGACGAACUCGACGCGGAGAUUAUCGACCAUGACAACUGAACAUU